AUGAUUUCACUUCCUGAUCACAUGCAAGUUGGCCCCAACAUAUGGUAUCUUAUUAACUCAGUUUAUCCUAAUAUAGAACAUGGAAUACUAAAUGACGAUUAUUUAAGAGACAGAAUGAUUUUAUUUGCCCGUAAUGAUGACGUUCAAGAUAUUAAUUAUGCUGUUCUUGAUAUGUUUCCUGGAGAUGACC
Molecule: messenger RNA, 190 nt
Organism: Cetraspora pellucida
Lineage: Eukaryota; Fungi; Glomeromycota; Glomeromycetes; Diversisporales; Gigasporaceae
Source: the annotation of a GenBank genome assembly